Messenger RNA from Cinclus cinclus, 1971 nucleotides. It is a transcript of the gene FAM161B, whose product is annotated as FAM161 centrosomal protein B. Gene Ontology annotation, cellular component: cilium. The record is from RefSeq and is a predicted model, not a curated record. The transcript has 8 exons. The coding region runs from base 1 to 1668 and encodes 555 amino acids. Lineage: Eukaryota; Metazoa; Chordata; Aves; Passeriformes; Cinclidae. Gene Ontology annotation, biological process: cilium organization.
AUGGGGGGCCGGCGGUCUCCGUUAGAACCGGGCGUGCCGUGCCAGGCAGAAUUAUGGGGUGACCUCGGGGUGUUCGAAGAAGAUGAGGAGCUGAAGGGUUUCAGGAGGGAGGCGGAAGUUCUGCGUGAGAAGCUGAGGGAGGCUCUCAGUCAUACAUCUGGUAACAUAAGGCAGUCCAGUUCUUUGACCGACCUCACCUCAGACAGUACCUGGGAUCAGCAAAAGCCUCACUUGUUUCCUAAGUCCUGCUUGAGGCCAAAAAGUGCUUCAUCUCCGUGGAUUCCUUCCAUCACCAUCCCUCAGCCUUUCCAAAUGACACUGCGGGAAGCUCGCAAAAAGUCUGAGUUGAUGAAGUCAUACAUGUUUCUUGAACUAGACAAACAGAGAGACAAAAGGCAAAGCGAGGAGGAAGCUGAAUGUCAGAAACAAUUCCGGGCACAGCCUGUACCUGCCCAUGUGUUUCUGCCCCUUUAUCAGGAAAUAAUGGAACAGAAUGAGAUUCGCAGGCAAGCAGCAAAACAGAAAAGAAAGGAGCUGCUACUUUCAACACAGCGGCCCUUCAGUUUUCUGGAGAAGGAAGAGAAAAAGAAAGAAGCUAUCAGACAAAAAUUCCUGGCAGCAGCAACCCCAAAUGAAAGCUCCAAACAGAAGCAAGCCAGUAAAAAAGUUCCUAAAUCUACUUAUGACUCACUUCUUGGAGAUAAACUCAAAGAAGCUGAACUCUACAGGGAAAUCCGUAUUCAAAUGAGAGCAGAGGAUUUGCUCAAGAGCUCCGUAGCUCCUAUAGAUACCAGCAACUGUCGGAGGGAGCCUCAGUCCCGAACUGCCACCAGAACUAAGCAGGAAAGACUUGGCUUCUUACAGGACAAAAGUUUCAGCUUCAAACCAAGGAUUAAUCCAACAAUACCAGAUUUUGAAGAAGUGUACUGGGCGUUUCAGAGGAAAACAGUAAGGAGACAAGAAAUCAAAGAGCCAACUCGUAAUAAACCAUUCAAGCUAAGAACUUCCAAUCUCCAUGCCAGGCAGAGGCAGGCUAAUGAAAAGAUAAAGGAUUCUCAGAAGCUUUCCAAGGUUUCAGUGCAAAAAAGUCACUCUCUGCCUGGACUUUCCUCUCUCUCUUCCAACACCCUUCCUGUGCAUAUUACAGAUGCAACUAGAAAGAGGGAAUCAGCUAUUAGAUAUGCCCAGGAUAACAAAAAGGAAGGGGAAAAAGAAGGAAUUCAUUGGCUGGAGAAACAGAAAAUGAAAUGUCAAGCUAUGCAAAAGUCUCUGAACAGCCGAGCAAAAGCACUGGAUCCUCAUAAAAGUCUGGAGGAAACUCAGAAGGAGAAGUCAAAACAGAUCAGGCAAAAUAUGCAAGCCAGAACAAAAGAAUACAGAAAGGAGCUAGAAGAAAUGCAGCUGCGAGUCAAGAACAGACCAUUCCUCUUUGAACAGGUCACGAAGCACGAUGCUCGUCAAGGAGCAGAGCGUCACUACAGAUGCACCCUCCAGCAGGUUGGCCUAAGCGAAGAAUUUGUAAGAAAAAAAGGGGAAGAUGUAACUGACUUGCUGGAAGAAGAAUCUGAUGUUCACAGGCUGCCUGAGCCUCGGGGUGAAAAGGAUGACUCUACUGAACAGGAAGGAGUACCUCAGGAGGAACAGAGUGCAAAGGGAGUGGCAACAUAAAAGCUCACAGAAGGAUCCAUCAAUCAGCUCUUGAGUUGUCUUUUUUAAGAUUCUCCAGGUUAAUCCUCAGGAAUUUAAUAGUUUAAGCUGACACCUAAGAAUUGCUGUAGGGUAAGAUGGGAGAAUUUAGUAAAGGAAAGAAAAACAACUGUUGUUCAGAGCAUGUCUUGUUCAACCCAGCAACCCCACAGCCUCCCUUUGUCUUCAAAAGUGUCUCUUGUGUGAGCUCUUUCCCUUUAAUGGGCAACAAAACAAGUUAAAGAAGUUGAAGCACUAUCUUUGGAUAAAAGUAGAUAUUAAAGA